Molecule: messenger RNA, 1200 nt
Organism: Colletotrichum godetiae
Lineage: Eukaryota; Fungi; Ascomycota; Sordariomycetes; Glomerellales; Glomerellaceae
Product: cation diffusion facilitator
Exons: 2
Coding region: 1-1200 (399 amino acids)
Biological process (GO): zinc ion import into Golgi lumen; intracellular zinc ion homeostasis
Cellular component (GO): cytoplasmic vesicle; membrane; Golgi apparatus
Molecular function (GO): zinc ion transmembrane transporter activity
Source: RefSeq, a predicted model, not a curated record
AUGGCUGAAGACGACCCUCCCUCUGCUGGGGGCUCGAUCGUCCCGAGCCCCUUCAACUUUCAGACGCAGGUCAUCUCGACCUCGCCUGUCAAGUCGAAUAUUGGCCAGCGUCGCGGCCAUCGAUAUAAGCACAGUUCCAUAUCUACCCAACACCAAAUCUUCCAGGAGCCUCCUCAGCGACCGCCCCCCGUUCUACCAGCCUCCCUCCCUGUGCCCACCGUUCGAGAAGCAUGGAAGAGUAUGUCAAAGGACCAGCGCGUCAGGCUCUACUGGAGCUUGUGCCACUUGGCAGUCGCGACUUGGCUCUUUUUCAUUUCCGAGGGCUCCGUUGCUAUGAUGGCCCUCUCCCACCUAGUGUUCUUCGACGCCGGUAGCGCGGCGGUGUGCGUCGCUGUCGAUGUUCUAGGCAACUUUGAGGUUUGGCGUCGUAGCAGUAUCCGUCAUCCCUUCGGUCUCGAGAGAGCCGAGGUUCUCGCCGGCUUCGCCAUGUCCAUAUUCCUGCUCUUUGGCGGCUUCGAUCUUGUGUCGCAUAACCUCAAGCACUGGCUGGAGACCAAAGGUGGACAUGAGCCGCACCACGAACACGCUCAUGAGCGUGUCUCAGCCGGAGAAGUGGACUGGGCUGCGUUCGCGGCUAUCACAAGCACAGUCAUUUCAGCAUACGGUCUGAAGAAUCAUGCACGUAUUGCUAGAAUCAUGCGUGUGUCGUGGCUAGCCAAGCUACCUACCCACUUUUCUAACAUCUUUCACUUCUUGACGGUCUUCUUCUCGAGUCUACUGCUCCUGUUACCGCUUCUGUCCAUCAAAAGCUACAUCUGGGUCGACCGUACGCUCUGCGCCGCCAUUGCCGCUUCGAUGUUCCUGUUCGGUGCUAAGCUGGCCAUGGCUCAGGCUAUGAUGUUGCUCAUGUCAUAUGGCGGCAUGGGUGGUAACGAAGGUGUGUCUUCAGUGGUGCGGGAGAUCGAGGCAGAGCCAGGCGUGGCACGCAUCGAGGAUGCGCAGUUUUGGCAAGUGCACUACGGGUUAUGCAUGGCCAAUCUCAAGAUCUGCGUCGCCAAAGGUUGUGACGAGGGAGCCAUCAGCAAGCUGCGCAGUCGCAUAUCUACUCUGAUCCAAAAUCGGCUCGGGGAAGGAUACGGACGCGGUACAAGCUUACGUUGGGAGGUUACUUUGCAGACGAGUGUUGAAGUGACUCUUUGA